AGUCUUCAAAUCCAGUGGUUUAAGUGUAACACGGGCCGGUGGCAGAGUGAUAGGUUUGUACCAGCACGUGAAGCUGUCGAGGAGAAGCGCAGGCGCAACUCGUGGCCUAAACCUACCAAAAGCUGUGAUCUAUGGGACAGCAAUUACUUGCAACAAAAGAAACACGCAAUCCUCCUCUAUAGCGUGUUAGGGAUCAAUGAUGAAUUAAGUAAAUAUCAACAAAAGUGCCCAGCUUGGCCGUGUGCGCCGCGACAGAGGAAAUAUCUCUCCCCUGCCGACAGUAUCCUAGACCUGCCUCGCUACGGUGGGGCUGAUUUUCCAGAACUUCUUGAUUGGGGCAGCGAUAAUGUGCUUGUGGCAGCCCUAGGACGCAUUUACUAUAAAUGGAGUUGGAAAACGCAAAACAUCAUAAAGCAAUCGAGAACUACUCACCAAACUAUGUGCUGUAAAUUCCAUCCCAAAGCUGAGUAUCUUGCGUUGGGAACAACUGGCAGCAGAGCUGAAAUUCACGACAACGAGCUAUCUAAAUGCAUGAACUACAGUUACUGCAAAUGUCAUGAGGUUUUAGAACAGAAUACUAAGUGCGCCAUCACAGCCUUCGAAUGGAGUCCAACGGGCAAUUCUUAUGUUAUGGGCUGUUCAGAAGGUAGAAUAAGAUCGUUUACUAACGACUACAAAUCAUUGGCACAGAAAAAAAUAAGUAAAGUUGCAAUAUUGCUGCUUCGAAUAUCUCCGGAUGCUCGAUUUAUCGCCGUGACGUCAGUGCUGCAAGAUAAUAUAUACCUUCUAUGCUGGCCUUCUUUUGAACUAUACUCGUCACUGGGAUCGCCUACUUGGACUGUUAAAGCAAUGAAUUGGCAUCCGUGGCGCAGCGCUCUGCUGGGCGUUGGGACGGUGACCAAAGACAUCAACGCUCGUAUCCUCAUGUGGGACGUGCCCGCCGGCAGUAUCUCGAAUUAUGGACUCAGCGAUAAAAAUUAUUAUCUCGACACCAUGCGAUUUAAUCAUAGAAGUGGAGAACUCGUUAUUAGCUUGUUCGAUCCUAGUGUGGCAUUCGGAAAUUCUCAACUGGUGGUGUUAAGUGAUCACAAUACAGCAGUGGACCACUGGGGCGACGGCAGAAAGUUUCCGGAUCGAGUCCGAUACAUGAUCUUCAACCCUGAAGGAACAUUACUAGCUUCAGCGACAUCAGCUGAGGAUUUAAUUAUUUGGAAAUUCCUUCCAGAAGAUAAAAAGAGGAAGAACAAAUCCUAUAAAUUCACGACGAUGCCCGUCUACUUAGACAUUACCACUAUCGGUUACUCAGUUAGAUAA
Papilio polytes (common Mormon) is the source of this 1314-nucleotide messenger RNA. RefSeq names its product cell division cycle protein 20 homolog (gene cort). Gene Ontology annotation, cellular component: anaphase-promoting complex. Gene Ontology annotation, biological process: anaphase-promoting complex-dependent catabolic process; positive regulation of anaphase-promoting complex-dependent catabolic process; positive regulation of ubiquitin protein ligase activity. Gene Ontology annotation, molecular function: anaphase-promoting complex binding; ubiquitin ligase activator activity; protein binding. The transcript is spliced from 9 exons. NCBI's taxonomy places the organism in Eukaryota, Metazoa, Arthropoda, Insecta, Lepidoptera, Papilionidae. The annotation marks the transcript as partial. The record is from RefSeq and is a predicted model, not a curated record.